ACCCGGACGGGGCGGAGUCAGCGCGGCCUGAGCGGCAGCCUUACGCGACGUGGGAGGGAUGAUACGGCCGGUGGCGCUCCGCACCUGGAGGCGGGACAUCUCCUCCUGGCUGGACCGAUGGUUCCCUAAAACCCCAGCCAAGUCUGUGGUGGCCCUAAAGACACCUAUCAAGGUGAAUCUGGUGGCUGGAAAAACCUACAGGUGGUGUGUUUGUGGCCGCAGCAAGAAGCAGCCUUUCUGUGAUGGCUCCCACUUCUUUCAACGAACCGGCUUAUCCCCACUCAAGUUCAAGGCCCAGGAGACCCGAACGGUGGCCCUCUGUACCUGCAAGGCCACCCAGAAGCCCCCAUACUGUGAUGGCACCCACAGGAGUGAGCAGGUGCAGAAGGCAGAAGUAGGCUCCCCACUCUGAGGGGGUGGCUACUUGAUUCCAGGACACUGACAGGCACCCCCUUUGUGGGGAAAGAAACUGAGUGCCAAGCCCAAGAAGGAACCAUCCGGGGGCCCCAGUACCCACAGCUGGCUUGUUCCCCACAACCCAAGGUCUUCAAUCACAGCAAUUGGGAGGGGGUCCCUGGUUCAGAGUCUGCUGGUGGAGAAGGUGGCAUUAAACAAGCAUGACUCCCUGGA
Urocitellus parryii (Arctic ground squirrel) is the source of this 630-nucleotide messenger RNA. RefSeq names its product CDGSH iron sulfur domain 3 (gene Cisd3). Gene Ontology annotation, molecular function: 2 iron, 2 sulfur cluster binding. Gene Ontology annotation, cellular component: mitochondrion. NCBI's taxonomy places the organism in Eukaryota, Metazoa, Chordata, Mammalia, Rodentia, Sciuridae. The record is from RefSeq and is a predicted model, not a curated record.